Messenger RNA from Aspergillus niger, 2193 nucleotides. RefSeq lists its product as uncharacterized. Bases 1 to 2193 code for a protein of 730 amino acids. Lineage: Eukaryota; Fungi; Ascomycota; Eurotiomycetes; Eurotiales; Aspergillaceae. Gene Ontology annotation, biological process: positive regulation of transcription by RNA polymerase II; DNA-templated transcription. Gene Ontology annotation, cellular component: nucleus. The transcript has 5 exons. The record is from RefSeq and is a predicted model, not a curated record. Gene Ontology annotation, molecular function: zinc ion binding; DNA-binding transcription factor activity, RNA polymerase II-specific; sequence-specific DNA binding.
AUGGCCGCAGGGCUGGCAGCAAGAGGGGACAGUGCAUUGUUCCCAGACACCCUGAUUAAUCCUCGGCGUCGCCCCUCUGACACGGAUGACUCGAUCCCUGCAAAACGCCCAAGAAGGGUGUCGGAUUCCCCAGUCAAACCCUCCAAUGGACCGCGUCAGAAGAUCACGCGCGCCUGUGAUCACUGCAAAGAAAAGAAGACGCGCUGUACGGGAACGCUUCCAUGUGUCAGGUGCAUGCGACUGGAUCUGCCCUGUCGAUAUAAUGCCGCUUACUCCCGGGGGUUGCCACCAGAGCCUCUCCCCGCACCGCCGUCAAUAGCGGACGGCCACGCAUACAGUCCCGGUGCCAAGAGAGGGCCCCAGGCAGACGGAAGCCUGGGACACCGCCGCUCAUCAUCCGCGCGACAGUCUCCUAGGGUACCUGUCGGUUCGCCUCAGCAAUCUAAAGCUCGAAAUGAGGUCUCCCAGCGCAAUUCCCCUGACCCAGCGGUGACCGACUUCGAAGGCAAUUAUCUAGGACCGGCCUCGGGGGUCUCCUUUCUCAACCGAGUAUGGCGUCGCCUACAUCAGGAUGAAGUACAUGCCAUUCCAGAUGGCCUGGAGAAUGAGUCCUCCCCCAGGAACACCUCGGUGUUCAUGUUUGGUGACAAGCCAUACUCAGACUACCGCGAGGUUACUUUCUCACUUCCCCCGUUUGAUAAAGCGCAAGAGCUGGUGUACCUAAACAACGUCUCCUCUGCAAACCCUCCAACGGGUCCCAUGGUAGUGCGGACGGCCAUCAUCCUCAUGAUUUUUGCUGUCGGCACGCUCUAUGAGGAGCAAAAACCGGACCGUUCGGUUGAUGGGUGGUGUAGAAGCGAGCAGUGGUAUGCAGCCUCCAAAUACAUGACCUCCCUGGAAUCGGGGCCCCCACGACUUGAGACCGUGCAGGCUAGGCUAGGUCAGUGCCUUUACUUGCUGUCUACUUCUAGAGCAAAUGAAUGCUGGUAUUCAUUUGGCACUGCUCUUCAGCUCGUAACGGCCCUGGGCCUGCAUCGAAAAUUCCCAGGUAGGCUACCUAAGUGUGGAAAUACCUAUCUGGAUCGAGAGCUCCGCAAGCGUCUUCUCUGGAGCGCAUAUAUGUUGGACAGGUAUCUCAGCGUGAUGUUCGGGAGGCCGCGAUUAUUACACGAUGAAGACAUCGAUCAAGACCUCCCGGAUGAAAUCAAUGAUGAAGACAUGCUGCAGGAGGACCCGGAGAGACGCACUGGGUCCGCCGAUUGCAUGAUGAUUGCGUCCAUCCUACAUUUCAAGCUUGGUCGCAUUCUGGGCGACAUCUCUCGACAGCUCUACACAGUGAAUCCAUCGUCUCGGAGUCCACCACUUGAGACGGCUGCCCGGCUCACGUCCCGAUUAGAGGAAUGGAAAGCGACAGCCCCGCCACUUUUCAACGGAGUGCGCGCAACCAGCCUCAUUCCCCCUCUUUGUAGGCAGAGCCAGGUGUUACAACUGGCUUACUCGCACGCGGUCAUCCAUGCGACCAGAUCGUUUCUGCUGAACGACAUGUCAGAUCUGAGACGUAGGCCGUCAACCCCGCAUCCCGUAGCGUCCAACCUCGUGCACAAAUGUGUGGAAGCCGCUCAAGAGGUCAUGGAACUGGUAGACGGCCUGGCCAAACAGAGCAUCUUGAUCCAUUCAUUCUGGUUCACGCACUACGUGUGCUUCUGCGCAAUCACAGUGGUUUAUAUCUAUAUCAUCCAACAACACCGCGAAACCAAUCCAAAGACUUCAUCUUCAGGCACCGGAGACGCCUCUUUGAGCUCUCUCUUCAGAUUGGCAGAGACGUGCCAACAGCACUUGGCAGAGGCUACGCGUAAGAACUGUCCGAGCCGCCGCUACAGCAUUAUCCUAGAAGAGCUACGAAAGGAAGUCCACCAACAGAUUGGGCCGGACGCCGACUGCUUGGUUGAUUCGUCUGAGCAACAGCGGCUCAAACCUGCCACACGUCGGGAUGAACUACCAACAGAAGCGCAGCAGAUCGGUCUCAACAGCAUCUAUUCCCCUAUUUCACUGGAUAGCUCUGUGGCUUACUCGGGUAGUCUGCAACCGGCGGCAGAUCUUGCAGCACAGCCGUUUGAACCUGAUAGUGAUAUCGGAUUCAUUGAGAACUUGGAGGGAUCAGUGUGGUGGACACAGUUGGACUCUUGGCAUUAG